This is a messenger RNA of Lactuca sativa (garden lettuce), 1584 nucleotides long. The record is from RefSeq and is a predicted model, not a curated record. Lineage: Eukaryota; Viridiplantae; Streptophyta; Magnoliopsida; Asterales; Asteraceae.
AUGAAAUCAGAGCUGAAAAUUCUACCUGGUCAUCUGGAAUAUGCAUUUCUUGAAGAGGGGGAACAAAAACCUGUAAUUAUAGCUUCUGACCUCACCAAAUCUGAAAAGGAAGAGUUAGUCCGAGUUUUAAAGAAGAGAAAAAAUGUCAUUGCAUGGAAAAUCACCGACAUUAAAGGGAUAAGCCCUUCUUAUUGUUCCCACAAGAUCAAAAUUGAAGAAGGAGCAAAGUCGGUAAUGGAACAUCAAAGGCGAUUGAAUCCAAACAUGCAAGAAGUGGUCAAGAAAAUGGUAGUCAAGCUUCUAGAUGCAGGAAUCAUAUAUUCCAUUUCCGAUAGUCCAUGGGUUAGUCAUGUUCAAGUGGUGCCUAAGAAAGGAGGGAUGAUAGUAGUGAUAAACGAGAGGAACAAGCUCAUACCAACUCGAACGGUAACCGAUGGAUUUUCGGGUUACUUCCAAAUAGCCAUAGACCCAAUUGACCAAGAAAAUACUACUUUCACUUGCCCAAGUGGGACUUUUGCUUAUCGCCACAUGCCUUUUGGGUUAUGCAAUGCGCCCGCGACCUUUCAAAGAUGCAUGACGGCUAUUUUCCACGACAUGGUGGAAAAGUUUAUGGACGUUUUUAUGGAUGAUUUUUCUGUUUAUGAGGGAAUAGUCCUAGGUCAAAAGGUAUCCAAGGUGGAGAUCGAGGUGGAUAGGGAAAAAAUUGAAGCUAUUGCUAAAUUACCUUCACCAACUAAUGUGAAGGGGGUUAGAAAUGCACCAUUUGAUUUUUCUAAAGAGUGUCUAGCGGCUUUUGUGAUUUUAAAAGAAAAAUUACCUAAUGCCCUGAUCAUUAUAGACCCGAAUUGGAACAUGCCCUUCGAAAUAAUGUGUGGCCGUGCAUGGCCAAAAGAUAUUGCAAAUUACUUGGCUGGCGAUUACCUUCCAAAAGGCCUCACUCAUCAACAAAAGAAGAAGCUCUUUUCAGAAAUUAAAUAUUAUUUCUCGGAUGAACCAUAUCUUUUUAGGAGUUGCGCAGAUGGAAUCAUAAUGCGAUGCGUUUUUGGCAAGGAGAUUCGAGAUAUAUUAGAGCAUUGCCAUAAUGGAACAACAGGAGGACAUCAUGGGGUACAAUACACUGCUAAAAAAGUAUUUGAUGCUGGUUUUUAUUGGCAUACUAUCUUCAAAGAUGUUGCUACUCACGUAACGAAAUGUGAUGCUUACCAAAGAACGGGUAAUAUAUCGGCAAGAAAUGAAAUACCCCAAAGAAAUAUUCAAGCCCGUGAAAUCUUUGAUGUAUGGGGUAUGGAUUUUAUGGGACAAUUUCCUUCAUCCAAGGGCAACAAAUAUAUCCUAGUGGCGGUGGAUUAUGUGUCAAAGUUGGCGGAAGCACAAGCAUUACCCACCAAUGAUGCAAGGGUUAUGGUAAAAUUUUUGAAGAAAUUAUUUUCUAGAUUUGGAGUGUCGAAUGCAUUAAUAAGUGAUACGGGUACCCAUUUUGCUAAUGAUCAACUAGCAAAAGUUUUGCAAAAAUAUAGGGUACACCAUAUAAUUUUCAACACCUUACCAUCCACAAACAAAUGGGCAAACCAAAAUUACAAAUAG